Messenger RNA from Monoraphidium neglectum, 1773 nucleotides. RefSeq lists its product as hypothetical. The record is from RefSeq and is a predicted model, not a curated record. The coding region runs from base 1 to 1773 and encodes 590 amino acids. Lineage: Eukaryota; Viridiplantae; Chlorophyta; Chlorophyceae; Sphaeropleales; Selenastraceae. The transcript has 2 exons.
AUGCUGCGCGCGCUCGGCGGGGUGCCGGACGUCGCGUCGGCGUACUGCCAGAUGCUCAGCGCAUGCAGCGGGGCACACGCGCUCAUAGGGCUGGGCCUGCUGGGCGAAAGCUGUGUGCAGGAGCUGCAGCGGCGCGGCUCGUAUGUUGCGGCCGCUGCUGAUCAAGGCCUCGCCGGCGACGACGCUGGUGGGAGGGGGAUGAGCUUUGCCGAGGCCGCGACUAAGCUCGCGGGCGCCAUCAAGCAUGGUGGCUGCUGCCUGCGCGCCGUUCUGAGCGGCGACCGGAUCAAGGGGAUGGGGAUGAUGGACGUCCCCAUGGGCGUAUUUGAAGGGAUGGGCACGAUCCUCGCGAAGGCGAUGCCAGACGCCGCGGGCGGCGCCGCCCCGUACCACGCCGGCGCUGUCGUGCCAAUCGCCCUUCUGGCAGCUCACGGGCACGCCACGCAGGCGCGCCUGCUUGCGGUUCAGUCCUUGGGCCCUGCCGCACAGGAGGUGCUCGUCCCAGGCGCUGCGCCGCAGCCCGCAGCCGCGGCUGUCCCAAUAGAGCAGGUGGCCGCUGCGGCGCAGCCGGCCCCGGCUGCGCCGGCGGCGCAGGCCGGCGCUGCCCCGCACAACACGGCUGCUGCUGCGCCGGCGUUGCUGGUGCCUGCUGCUGCUGUGAUCGCUGCUGGCGCGGGGCCCAACAGCCCAGCGCGCCGGGGCCAUGAUGCACCCAAGCCGACGGGCCACAAACCGGCAACGGCUGCCAAUGACGCUGCCGGCGCUGCGAGGCCGCAAACGGCGCGCGGGAAGCAGAAGCGGGCCCACUCGACGCCUUCAGCACGCCAAACGGGUGCGGCCGAGGUCGCUGCGGCGGCAGCGGCUGAGGCUGCUGCUGCCGCGGCAGACGACGCCCAAGCGUCCGAUGGCGGCGCGCCACCCUCGAGCGGCAAGAGGGCGCGCCGCGGCCGCUCGGCCGGGGUCCACGGCGGCGCUGCAGACACCGACGAGGCAGAGCCGGCGGUUGGGCAGGCAUCCAUCGACGACACGCUUGGCGGCGGCGACGACAACGGCGCCGAGGACAGCGAAUCGGGCGACGUGGCGGAUUCCAUCGUGGUCGCGGCUGCGGCGGCGGGCCCUGCAGCUGGGAGCGCGCCAGGGCCCCUGGGCGCGGGCGCCAGCGGCCUGGGGUCAGGCCGGAAGGCUGCCUUGGGCCGCCCUGAUUACAAGCGAGACGUCGAGACAGCAAUUCUGGAGGCGCAAGCGCUUGGCACCACCUGUGAGGACGCCGCGGAGCCCGACGUCGCGCUUGGGCUCCUGCGGUUGCAGCAGGGGCUGACGCCGUGCCCCGUCACCUUCCACGAGGAGAUCUUCACCACAGGCGCAGAGGCCGACGCGCGAACCAUCCGACACGCCAUCGAGCGGCUGCUCUCGCAGUCGUGCACCGUGAAGGUAUCGGAGUGCAAGGGCCGCGGGCCAAUCGCGCUCAAGGGCAAGCCCAGCGCACCGAGCCUUAUCAUCUACGCGAACCACCCAAAGGCCAAGAUCUACGUGGCAACCGCGUCCGCAACAGACCUGCUGGGGAAGCUGGUGCACAUGCGCGCCGCGGGCGUGACGCAGCAGAAGGCGGCCAAGGACGCCUGCUUCUGCGUCAUGAAGCAGCUGCUGCCCCACCUGCGCACUGCGCGCUACCUGCAGUACGAGGCACUAUACACCGCGCAGCCGCGCCUGGCGGGCGACGGCACGCUCCAGAUCGGCGAAGCCGGCGAUCUGAUGCGCACCUUUGGCAAAUGA